Molecule: messenger RNA, 889 nt
Organism: Rhinopithecus roxellana (golden snub-nosed monkey)
Lineage: Eukaryota; Metazoa; Chordata; Mammalia; Primates; Cercopithecidae
Product: histone H2A type 1-D
Exons: 1
Coding region: 44-436 (130 amino acids)
Cellular component (GO): nucleosome
Molecular function (GO): protein heterodimerization activity; structural constituent of chromatin; DNA binding
Source: RefSeq, a predicted model, not a curated record
GUUUUUCACUUCUUUUGCUCAACGUCUAUUUUAAGAUAUCAAAAUGUCCGGACGCGGGAAGCAAGGCGGAAAGGCCCGAGCUAAGGCUAAGACCCGCUCUUCUCGGGCGGGGCUCCAGUUCCCUGUGGGCCGAGUGCACCGCUUGCUCCGCAAGGGCAACUACUCCGAGCGAGUUGGGGCCGGCGCGCCGGUGUAUCUGGCGGCGGUGCUGGAGUACCUGACUGCCGAGAUCUUGGAGCUGGCGGGCAAUGCGGCCCGCGACAACAAGAAGACCCGCAUUAUCCCCCGACACCUGCAGCUGGCCAUCCGCAACGACGAGGAGCUAAACAAGCUGCUGGGUAAAGUCACAAUUGCUCAGGGCGGUGUCCUGCCCAACAUCCAGGCUGUAUUGCUCCCCAAGAAGACUGAGAGCCACCACAAGGCCAAGGGCAAGUAAAACGAGAAUUUGUAUAUUGAUUUUUUACGGAGGCAAUCUUAACCAAAGGCUCUUUUCAGAGCCACCCAUGUAUUCAUUAAAAGGGCUCACAGUUUUUUCUAUGUCAGCUAUUUUGCAGUUUUCUUUAGUAAUUCUUCCACCUAUAAGUGGGUGUCCUUACACUGUGCACCAUGAAACUAACCGUCCAUUUUAAAGUUGCUAUAAAAAUAGUUAAGCAAAUUGGCGGGGCGCUGUGGCUCACGCCUAUAAUCCCAGGACUUUGUGAAGGCCGAGGCUGGCGGAUCACAAAGUCAGGAGUUCCAGACCAGCCUGACCAACAUGGUGAAACCCCGUCUCUACUAAAAAUACGAAAAUUAGCCGGGCGUGGUGGCGCGCGCCUGUAAUUUUAGCUAUUCCGUUUACGUGUACAAGGUGCUCAACUAAGGAGGUUGAGGCAGGAGAAAAGCUUGAACU